AAGCCCAGUCUCCCACAAUGCCCCGCACUUUGCUUUGCAGGCUCCACUGAAGGCCCUUUAUGGCUCGUUUAUAGGUGGGAGCAGGCAGGAUGUUUCCCCGCAUCAGCGCCCUUCGCUGAAGCAGUUUGCAGCAGACGGGCCUAUGCUGAUGUCCCGGACUGCAGGUCGGGGAAACUGAGGCACAGAAAGUGAGUCACUCGGCUGAGCAGGACUCUCCUUGCAGCCGCUUCUCCUGGAGGCAUCGAGGUCAUUGCACAUUGCUUCUGUGCUCUCAACGCCCGUUGUUUGCUGGCACCUUGGAAGCGUGGAGAUGGAGGAGGAAAGAGCCCGACUUGAACGUAGAGGGGUCAGGAAUGAAGUCCUGCAAAAAACAAAACAAAACAGGAAAGGCCCUGGGCAUGCUACCUUGCCUCUUCAGACCAGGCAGUCUUCGAGAGAGGGGAUGAUGCACACGGAGGGCACCCGGCACAGGAGAAACCCAACCUCUGGCGUCUCUUUGGGCCCUACAAGUAAAUUGAACCAGCCGCUACCACCUGGAGGUGGACUGGACCUGACAGCCUCCAUUUUUGCCCAGCCAACCCGGAGGAACCGGAGAGACGCAGCCACUCAGCGCACAGCCCAGGCCGGAGCGAAAGGCGGCACCACGGGGAAGCCUUGGCCCCUUCCUCCCUUUGGAAGCAGGGCAGCGCAGCCACGAUGCUACAGCCCCGGAUAUCAUCCAGGUGCUUCGCUGCGCGGGUGCAAGGAGCUGCUUGGAGGUGGCAGAAAGUGCAUUGCCAACAGUGCCGGAUCCAGCGCUGCAACGCCGACUACGUGGCCGCCACGUCUCCGAGCCAUGCCUUGCCGGAGGAGACGCUGCCGGACGUGGAUUACUGCAUCGCCUUGCGGGCCUAUUCCGUGUGCACCCGAAAGACCGCCAAGUCCUGCCGCGGGGAUCUGGUGUAUCAUUCUGCCGUCUUUAGGAUAAAGGAACUCUUUGCACAGUACAACUGCUCCAGUGACGGGCCCACGUCCUCGGCCAAAGCCCCCGGCACGCCGGACCCUCUGCUCUCCGAGCUCUGCAACUAUGAGAGCAGGUCUGGCUUUCAGAAGAGGUUUGCCCAUUGCGGGUUGUUUGGGGACCCUCACUUACGGACAUUCAAGGACGAGUUCCAGACGUGCAAAGUGGAAGGAGCGUGGCCGCUAAUAGACAAUCAGUACCUCUCGGUCCAGGUCACCAAUGUCCCCGUGGUUCUGGGAUCCAGUGCCACGGCCACCAGCAAGAUCACCCUGAUCUUUAAGAGCUACCAGGGCUGCACGGAGCAGAAGGUUUACCAGGCCACCACCGAGGACCUGCCCCUGGCGUUCAGCGACGGCACGAGAAACGGGGGGCGGCAGGAGGGAGCCGGCAGCCUGCGCAUCCUGGAGAAGCCGGACACGCACCAGGUGGAGAUCCAAGCCCACUACAUCGGCAGCACCAUCAUCAUCCGCCAGGUGGGCCGCUACCUCACCUUCGCCAUCCGCGUGCCCGAGGAGACCCUGAGCCUCGCCGAGGAAGGCACCGGCCUCCAGCUUUGCCUGCAUGGCUGCCCCAAGAGCGAGCUGAUCCAGGAGCACCGGCUGAGCCUGGGCAACGUCAGCCCGCUCUGGCCGGGCUCCCGCUGGGCCUACACGGUGGAAACGGCCACGAAGCAGUGCCGCCACAUGCUGCAGGUGGAGGAUGUGUAUUUCCAGUCCUGUGUCUUUGACCUGCUCACCACAGGGGACCCUGAGUUCUCCGUGGCAGCCUACGGGGCCUUGGAAGACCUGAAGGCCUUGUACCCCAGCAGACUCAAGCUGCACACGGUCUCCAAGACUGUCAGCGUGGCAGGGAGUGCCCCGGGGCCCAGGCAGCCUCCUGCCCCUCUGCUCUGUUGUGCCCUUGCCUGUCUAACGCUGCUGCGGUGGUGCUAACAGCGGCGGUCUGACUGCGGUGGGAUCUGGCACGGGAAGAGAGCAUUGCCAGGCACUGGCCUUUCUUGCAGCAGAGUGGACAGGUCAAAGUCUCCUCCUCCUGCAAAACCAGGCGCUGGGUCCAGCUGAUCCUCCGCUCCGGCCUUGGCAGAAGGUAAAGCGUGGGUUGCUUAGGCAUGCUGGUUUCCAGGCACCAACCACUACUGGCCUGUGGGCAUUCGGAGGGGACCUGUCCCUCCACUUGUUUGGCAGAGGUGCCAGAUGCCAGCAGAGAGGCCUUCUCCAGGGACCUGCCCAGAGCCUUGGCUGAGGGGCCAACAGAAGUGUCCAUUUGCCAACCAGGAGCAUCUCUGCAGGUGACUUGCACAGGCCUCUCUGCCACCCUCUGCCCGCCUUGCUUGCUCAGCCCAUGGCAGUGCCUGACCGACCCCAUCCAGUGUGCAUCCUGCUGUUUUUGUCCACCCCUACACCACAGCAAAGUCCCCGGUUGUGGGGCAGGCCUGGCCUGGGUGCAGUGCUGGGAGCGGCCUCUUGUGCCCGCUGCCGCAGGCAUGACUGCAGGGAAGUGCCAUGCUACGCUGUGCCCGGGAGAGGGCACGGAUGCGGAGAAGCGGGGGCAGCAACCGCUUUAACCCAGCGCCUCCUCUCCAUGCUCUCGAGAGAAGCGCUUGGUGUGAGCGGUGCUCGGGGUGAUAGAGGACCCCAACUCCUGCUUGAUCUAUGCCAGACGUCUCCCGCAUGCAGCAGUAGCUACCACACGCACCUCCACUUGCCUUCUGGCCCCUCCGAGCUGCGGGGAACCGGGCACGCGGCUUCUCUGUAUAAUAUAUUUGCUGCCCAGAUGUGUAUAUUUCUGCUUGCCAGCCUGUAAAUGUGUCUGUACAUGCUGUACAGUGGGAGUCCCUCUGGCGCUGUGUGGUUGUGAACUUCGCAAACCCUUGUUAAUAGCAUUUUAAUCUCUAUUUUAAUUAAAAAAUACCAAACUAA
Molecule: messenger RNA, 2919 nt
Organism: Alligator mississippiensis (American alligator)
Lineage: Eukaryota; Metazoa; Chordata; Crocodylia; Alligatoridae
Product: repulsive guidance molecule A
Exons: 7
Coding region: 697-1932 (411 amino acids)
Biological process (GO): BMP signaling pathway
Cellular component (GO): plasma membrane
Molecular function (GO): coreceptor activity
Source: RefSeq, a predicted model, not a curated record